Ostrea edulis (European flat oyster) is the source of this 2392-nucleotide messenger RNA. RefSeq lists its product as uncharacterized. The record is from RefSeq and is a predicted model, not a curated record. Lineage: Eukaryota; Metazoa; Mollusca; Bivalvia; Ostreida; Ostreidae. The coding region runs from base 717 to 1313 and encodes 198 amino acids. Gene Ontology annotation, molecular function: oxygen binding; heme binding. The transcript has 3 exons.
UCUCUGCUCUUUAUAGUACAGAGAACCGAGAGAUUAUACAGCAUCAUGGUAAAAAUUGAACGCAUCACGUAGCUUUCUAAUUGACGAUCGAAUUCUUAUCACAAAAAGGUUCCGUAAUGAGAGGUGCCUCUGUCUUCUGUCUGUCCCAGCGUAUAUUUAAACUGUUGACAGUGAUCUAAUUAAUGGAUCAUUUUCUUUUCGUGUGCUCUGUCACAGUUAAAGAAUAGAACUAACACAAAUCCCGGAUCCAUGGCAGUCAAUGGUUUGUACUGGGCCGUGUCGUAUGUCAUGUAGACUUACCGCAUUCUGUCCGUGUCUCGGCUGAAGUCAACUCGAUUACAAAACUUGAUACCGUAUCACGGACAAAAUGAAUAAUAUAUAAUAAGUGACAUCCGGGGAAUUGAAAUCUUUGGAAAUAUUCGUGUAUAAAACUUAGUUAGAACUAUUCUCAAGAUGACACGUAAAAUAAGGUUUAAAAAUCGAAAAUUCACUCACAAUAACAGUGUAUUUAAAGAAACAGUGUCACAAGAUGUCCUUAUGCAUAAUUAAUGUCUUCCUAACUAUCGGAAAUGUUUAAAAACACAGUUGCACGGGUAUUUAUCAUUCAGCGCCCAUGCCCUUUGAGUGUCGACUUUUUCAUGAAUCGCCGUGGUAACUUUGUGUGAGAUUUCUAAUUUACGGGAUUGUUUUAGUGAUUAGGAUUAUGCUGGGAUAAAAUGGGAUGCGGGACUUCGCUGGACAGACAUUCUUCGUCAUCUGACCACUUUCCCACCCCCUGCCGAUUGGACUUGACCUCGAGACAGCAAGAACUGAUUCGCUUUAGCUGGGACCUCAUCCAAAAGGACAUGCUGGUCACGGGACUGGAAAUAUACGCCAAUUUUCUGAAGAAUUUAGAAUCCGAAAUUCUCCUACUGUUUCCAAAAAUUAUCCAGACAGACGAAAACAAUGAGAAACUGACAGUACACGAGGAAAACCUCCAGCAUCACGUGAUGAUCGUCAUGAAGGGCAUUGGGAAAGUCGUGGAUAACCUUGACAAUGUCACACUAAUCCACAGCUUCCUUAGUUAUGUUGGUCAAAGGCACGUGCAAAGUAACGUCAAACCUCACAUGCUUGAGAGACUCUGGCCGUCCAUUGAUGACAGCUUCCGGGCGGUCUUACAGGAUGUGUACACCCCCGAUGUUCGGUCGGCAUGGAAAUGUGUUGUGGACUUCAUGAUCGAGAAAAUCGCGGAAACGAUGGAGGAGGCGGAAAAGAAGCAGGAUUUCCGGUUAGCCAACGACAGGAGUAGCAGUUUCGCACACCUGGCGGACUGAAUUCAAACCAGCACAAAUUAUUCAGCACCCUGUGAUCCUAUGUUAGACUUCAUUGGAGUGAAAGUAUGCUUCAAUGAGACAUUUGUAUUAAUUAUAAUCACGUGAGAGAUUAGUAUCAUAGAUUCUAUUCUCUGUUCCUUCAGUAUUUUGAUGUGUUUGUUCGUGCUCGCGCGCGUGUGUGUGUGUGUGAAAGAGAGAGAGUUCUGAUUUUAUGUAAAAGAAAAUAAUUACUUGUACACAUGUAUAUUAACAUUUAUGUUUACAUAUUAAUUUUUGUCCUCGCAAACAACGUACUCCUGUUAAAGAGACCGAAGUGGUACUUAAUGUAUGCUAAUUACUAUUUUGUAAAGGAUACUACCAGUUUAUUUUUAAGCAUCUGACCCAGUAAUUUCAUGCUGAACCGUGAUGCAUACAUUUUAAAAUAUACUCGUUAUAUUUUUGUUUAUGAGAGACUAAAGUUGCUGGAUUUAAUUUUGAUGAUUGGAGUAAUUAGAAUUUUUAGGUAUUGUGCUUAUCUCUAGGGCCUUAUUUUUAAUUAAUUUGCAUACUAUUUGGUUAUUGAUGAUUCAUAGUGUGUGCUCUAGAGACAAAGAGCCAAGUACAUUGUAAGAAUAAAUCCAUUAUACAACCUUUGAAGAGAGGACGACAUUGUCCAACAAAAUUUAUUGUAAAGGUUGGUAAUCCCAAGCUAGAAUUAAGAAUAAACCGUAUGUGUAUCCUCAUGUGCAUACAAAAAGGACAAUUCAUAUAUUUCCAAAAUUACAAAAUACGAAAAUAAAUCCUCAGAGACCAAUCGGCUCACUGUAUUUGAGUUGACAGAAACCAAUCAGCUUACAGUACGUGAGUUGUCAGAGACGAAAAAGGGUUACAUGUAACAAGAGACCAAUCAGAUCAACGGUACUUGUUGACUUGUCUGUUUGAAUGGUUUAAGAUUCCCCAUUAUUACAUAGUUCCAGAAUUUACUCUCUACCGGGGUGAUUACUAACAAAGGAAUAGAUGCCGUCAACAUAAGCAACAUUCUUAGUCAUAACAAAGAACUUGAUACCUUGUCAGAAUGGAUUAAAAGUAUAUUGAUUGAU